AACACUCUCCCCUCUUACUCUUUUCUUCCUUCAAACAAACUCAAACCAUGCUUCACUAUAUAUAUAAUUACACACCUUACUCUUCACUCUUAAAUCUUAACAAACCAAAAUCACAACCUCUUAACGGCAUAACAAACUCUUAUCUUCAACUCCAAAUUUCACAAUCAAAACAUUUUCCACUGAUCUCCAACACAUAAAAAUGUUUAACACCAACAACACUUUCUCUUCACACCCGUCUACCUCCGACACAUCAUUGCCGAAUUCAGAGGGUUCUUAUGGGACGUUAGUUACCAACGAUGAGGUACGGUUAGCUGUGAGUACCCCGAAGAAGCGUGCAGGGAGGAAAAAAUUCAAGGAGACUCGCCACCCGGUAUAUAGGGGCGUGAGGAAGAGGAACUUGGAUAAAUGGGUGUGUGAAAUGAGAGAGCCUAACAAAAAGACUAAGAUUUGGCUAGGGACUUUUCCAACAGCCGAAAUGGCAGCCCGAGCACAUGAUGUUGCCUCAAUGGCAUUGAGGGGCCGUUACGCCUGUCUCAACUUUGCUGACUCGGCGUGGCGGCUCCCUAAACCUGCCACCACACAGGCAAAAGAUAUACAAAAGGCGGCUGCACUAGCCGCCGAGGCUUUUAGACCAGACAAGACUUUAAAGACUAAUGAUAUUGAAAUGGAUGUAAUAACUAAUAAUAUUGAAAUGGAUGUAGGUUCCUCAGCCACAGAGGAGCAGAGUAUGGUUUGUAUGGAAGAGCAUGAAGAGGGAGUGAUGAACAUGCCAGAGUAUUUUAGGGAUAUGGCGCUAAUGUCCCCUACAUAUAGCUUUGGUUAUCAUGGGUAUGAAGAUAUUCAUGUAGAAGACUUUCAAGAUGAAGAGGAUUUUAAAAAAUGGUUUGCAACCAUAUGAUUUGGGUUGUGACAUCCAAUUUUUAAUGUCUCUACAUCCGCAAUGAGUGCAUUAGCCGCAUUUUUCUAUAUAUCAAGAAUUGUGAUCGUUUCCGUGUGACUGCGGUUGAGCCUUUCGGAAAGUCUCACUGAGUUAGACAAAAUAUUAAAUUGAGAGUAACUGCACAAGUAAGUUUUGAACACCACAACUUCUUUCAAAACUUUAAAUCAUCACUUAUAUGUUGUUCAAGUUUAACUCUUCUAUCAAAUAUGAGACAUUAUAACAACUGCAAACCCUACAUUAUUGUAUUCGGUCGGUUUCUCUGUUUAUGUCUCGGCGAGCGGACAACAAUAUAUUUGGCAAAGUGCUAAUAAUAAUGUGCUUUCUUCAUACUUCAUUAUGAAUAGUCAUUCACAGUUUGCUACUAUAAUCAGAAGCAAGUGAUUAAUAUGCUCAGCAAUUUCAUUCAGAAUGGUAUGUAUCUAGUCUUCUCUACUCUUUCUCUUUGUAUGCAUUGAGGAAAAGAAAAUAGCAUCACAUUUUCAUAUUUCAAACUUCUUUAUUUAUUAAUUAAGGUUAAAAUAAAAUGAGUUUAAAGACAGGAUUAUAAACUAAGAAUGCUUAAAUAUAAUGAAUUUAAGUCCACGUGAGUUUAACUCAGUUGUUAGAGAUAUAUCAUUAAUUAUAUAUGCUUGACAGGAGUUCGAACUCCGAACAAGCCACUUAUUCACCUUAAGAGAAUAGACAUAAUUUAAAGGUGGACCAUAUUAUUUUUAGUAAAUUUUAAUAAUAUAAAUAUUUCGCUUGUUCCCAAUUUUUAUCAUUAAUAGAAUUCUCAUUUAAUUAACAACAUACUAGUUAAA
This is a messenger RNA of Trifolium pratense (red clover), 1740 nucleotides long. Its product is annotated as dehydration-responsive element-binding protein 1A-like. The record is from RefSeq and is a predicted model, not a curated record. Gene Ontology annotation, molecular function: DNA-binding transcription factor activity; DNA binding. Gene Ontology annotation, biological process: regulation of DNA-templated transcription. NCBI's taxonomy places the organism in Eukaryota, Viridiplantae, Streptophyta, Magnoliopsida, Fabales, Fabaceae. The transcript is spliced from 2 exons. The coding region runs from base 200 to 898 and encodes 232 amino acids.